Maylandia zebra (zebra mbuna) is the source of this 980-nucleotide messenger RNA. RefSeq names its product hydroxycarboxylic acid receptor 2-like. Gene Ontology annotation, molecular function: G protein-coupled receptor activity. Gene Ontology annotation, biological process: G protein-coupled receptor signaling pathway. Gene Ontology annotation, cellular component: plasma membrane. The record is from RefSeq and is a predicted model, not a curated record. NCBI's taxonomy places the organism in Eukaryota, Metazoa, Chordata, Actinopteri, Cichliformes, Cichlidae.
GCACGUAGCUCACGAUGCGUUGCAGCUUCAAUGGCACUCUGCUGAUCAAUGUCCUCCCUCCUCUGCUGAUGACAGAGUUUGUCCUGGGAGUUCUUGGUAAUGGUUUGGCUCUGUGGAUCUUCUGCUUCCACCUGAGGCCCUGGAAAAGCAGCACAGUGUUGCUCUUUAACCUGGCAAUGGCUGAUUUUCUGCUCAAUAUUGUUUUACCUCUCCGUGCCAGCUACUAUUUCGCCGGGAUCAAAUGGAAGUUUGGAAACGCCCUCUGUAACAUCUGCCUCUUCAUGCUGGCCCUGAAUCGCAGCGGAAGCACCUUCUUCCUGAUGGCCAUCGCUGUGGACAGGUACAUGCGUGUGGUGCAUCCCCACCAUCCCAUCAACUCUCUGAGCGUCUCUAAAGCCAUAAUCGGAGCACUCGGGCUGUGGUUGAUCACCACUUCAAUGACUGCUCAUGUCUUCUCUUUGUCACACAUCAACACAACGUACUGUGAGAGCUUCAUGAUUGACACCAAGACCAAGGGUAAUCUUUCCUGGCAUAAGUUUGCAUUUCUGUUUUCCUUCUACAUGCCUCUGCUGGUCAUCCUCUACUGCACAUUCUGCAUCGUUCGCAACCUGAAAGGGAGGCAGUUGGCCCAGCAUGCCAAGAUCAAGAAGGCCUUGUACUUCAUCAUAGUCGUGGUAGUGCUCUUCAUCAUUUGCUUCCUCCCAAGCAACUUCACACAGCUGGUGAUCUGGAUCAAGUCCUAUAAAUUAGCCGGUUCCUCUAACAUGUGUUCUGAAAUGGAAAACCUUACCAUUGUAUUUUACAUCACCAUUAGCCUGACCUACCUCAACAGCGUUUUGGAUCCUGUGGUCUACUACUUCUCCAGCCCCGUCUUUAAGAGCAUCUGCAGGAAGGCUCUUCAUCUGCCUGAAACAGAAAAUGCUGAGAGUACAGAGAAGAAAACCCGGGAAACGGGCUCCCAGUCGAUCAGCCAGCUGUGA